AUGGCGGAGCGAGCAGAGCAGCCGCAGGACGAGGGUGGCGGCGAGGAGGAGGCUGCUCCCCCGAGGGACCGAGAAGAGAUGUUGCUGCGGGCUGAAGGAGCCGCCUCGGGGGCUGCGGAGCUGUCCGUGGGUUCUGCAGAAGACAAUUCUGCUGCGGCCUUCUUGGGGGAAGACGAAGUGGAGAGCUGUCCUCCCGAUCUUGAUGCCAUGGAGCAGCCCGUGCCCGUCACGGGCAGCGGAGGCCCUUCCCUCGCGCCCUCAGCCCUCACGCAGGCAUCGGCCCUGUCGGUGCAGGAGGAGAGUCCUGAAGAGUCAGGUGACCCCACAGAACCCAUUUCUCUGUAUUCGGAGGCUGCCUUUGAGGAAUUCAGUCAGUAUGCAAGGGAGCGUGGUAGCCAACGGUGGCAACAGGAACAGCAACAGCACGGACCUGAGGAAAUUGAGAUAGGUGGAAGAAGAGAGGAACCAGCAGAAGAAACACAGCUGAUUGUCUUGGAUCCGGAACAUCCUCUAAUGAGAAGAUUCCAGGCUGCCCUGAAGAAUUACCUUACCAAGCAGAUGGAAAAAGUGAAUCUGGAUCUUCAGGAGCUGAGGACAGCCACAAAGAAAGGCAAGGUGCAGAGAGAAGAGCUCGGGGUGGUUCUUUACGGAGUGCAGCAGCAGCUGGCCCAGCUGCAGAUGGAGCUGGAGAGGAGCCGGGAGCGCCAUUCCCAAAUAGCUGCCGUGCGGCAGCAGCUGGACGGGGACGUGGAGGCACUCAGGCUCGCUCACAACAAAGCACGUCAGCACGCAGAGGACGAACGCAAGAAAGUUUCUGCAAUGCAGACCCAGGUGGAAAACCUGGCGAUGCGUCUCUUCCACAUGCAGAACAUGGACGAGGAUAUGCACCAUAAUAUUUUACUGAUGAAGCAGUCAACAAAGAAGGCUGAAGCAGAGAAGGUCCAAGCUGAGGUGGAAAAGAAAAAACAGGACCUUCUAGUGGAGCGCUUGACAAGAAAAGCCUAUGAGCUACAGGAACAGGUAGCUCUGUUUGAAGCCCAGAUUGCGGCCCAAGCAGAAGACACCAAAAUAACUCGACAAGCAGUAAACGAGGCGAACACGGAGGUACAGGCCAUUAACAUGGAGAAGAGGCGGUUGAUAAACCACUGGAAUGUUAGUUUGGCUGGAAUGAGACAAAGAGAUGAAGCCUACGCUGCCAUGCAGGAGCUGCUGAGCAAGUACAGACAUGAGCUCAAGUCCCUAGAAAUAGAUAUCCAUGGCUGCAGAAAGUCCAUCAGGAAGGAAGAGGAGAAGAACGAGAUGCUCGCCACCAUCCUGAGCCGUUCUCAGAAUGACGCCAAUAUGAUGAAGAAAAUGAUUGCCCAGUGCCUUUCGAAGCAGGAGGCCUUGCAGGUUGAAGCUGACACCUAUUCCCGCAUCCUCCAUGAGACAGAGCAGGCCUUGAGUAGAGCAAACAUGGAUCAAGCUGCCCGUGUGAGUGAGUUGCUGUCCAUCAGUAAGGAUAUAGAGAAAGGAACUGAAAUGAAGGAGCAAAUAGAGAAUGAGAUCAUGGCAAAGCUUCAGGAGCAGAUGAGGUCCAGCAAAGCAGCAAAGUACUUCUCCCAGCUGGCUGAAAAGCUUCGAAAGAGAAAAAUGGAUCUGGAUCUGCAUUUUUCCAAAGUUGAGAAUGAUACAGCACAGAUAAUUCUGAAUGCCACUCAUACUAACUGCCAGCUGGAAGCUCUCCAGAAAACACUUUCUGAUCUGGACAAGGAAAUUAGAAAUAUCCACGACCUGAUCAACCGUAGUGAAAGCGAGAUUGCAAAGCGCAGUCUCCUGAUCGAGAACAAGCAAGGGGUCAUCAACCUGAACAACAAGAGGUUGGACAUGCUUCUUUCCCAGCUUGGGGGGCAAGAGUUGGGACCACUGGAAAUUGAGAUUAAUGGACUGACCAAGCAGAUAGAAGAAUGUAAUUCAGAGGUGCUGACACUACAGAAGUACUGGCUUAAGCUGCAGAACGAGUUGGUCAGAUUAACCCAUGGACGGGAGGAACAGCUGGCAUCCUUGGAUCUGUUAAAGAAGCAGAUCACAGUCAUGCAGCAAAAGAAAGUGCGCACGGAAAAUGAAAUUCAGCAGGAAACAAAAGAACAGAAAGACAUUGAACGUCACAUGAGGAACAUGUCAAACGAUUUGAUCAAGUUAAAUAUGUUGAUCAACAAGAACAGCAACAGCUUUGAGGAGUUGCAUUAUGGCAACAUUAUCACAGAGAAUGAGUUUGUACGGUCUCUCAAGGUAGCAGAGAAAGAAUCAAUUGAGAUGCAGGAAAAACACAGUCAAUUGGCUGAGGAGAAGGAAAGACUCCUGAACAGCUUGGUGGAAGCAGAGCACCAGAUCAUGCUGUGGGAGAAAAAGAUCCAGCUGGCCAAGGAGAUGCGGUCAGCAGUGGAUUCCGAGACAGGACAAGGCGAAAUCCGAGCCAUGAAAAUGGAGAUUCAUAGGAUGCAAGUCCGUUAUGGCCAGCUGAUGAAGCAGCAGGAGAAAAUGAUUCGUGAUAUGGAGGCAUCUGUCUCUCGUAGAGAGACUAUAGCAAUCCGUGGAGAAGGUCAAAACAAGAUGGAUAAGAAGCAUAUCACCAGGAGCGACUUCCACCGCAAGAAACAGGAGCUGCGAAAGCAGAUCAGUGAAACCCAGAAGAACGCUCAAGACUGCAGUAAAACGGUGCUGGAGCUGGAGAGUGCCGAGGCAUCCCUUAAUGCCACAUGCAUGAAAAAGCAGCAGGAAGUUUGCACGCUGCAGGCCGAGUCUGAUGGCCUCGACUUAGACAUAGAAUGUCUUCAGGAGAGGAAACGAUGGAAUCUUUUGGAGAUUGUGGCCUAUCAAACACGCCAGAAGCACCUGCAGGCCCUAAAGGACGGGAAAUACACUCUCCUGUGCCGCACUGAAGAAGCCUGGAGAAAUGAGCAGCAGAAAUGGCAGGACCGGCUUCUCACCGUUAAUGUCAUAGUGCAGCAGAUCCAGAAAGAGCAUCCUCAGCACCAGAGGACUCUGCAGUGGCUCAGUCAGCGCUUGGAGUCCAGGCUGGGGCCACAGGAAGCCUAGCAGACAGUAGGAGGCAGAUUGGAAUAAAAUAUCUGUUAAAAUUCUUCAAUUCAGUGUAACUCAGCCUCUCUUGCUCUCCCAGCUGUUGCAGGAUUUGUAAGUAAUAUAUGUAUUUAAAUGAACAGCGCGCACAUCUUCCCUAAAGACGUCCAAGGGGAGGGAUUUCUUC
Messenger RNA from Nothoprocta perdicaria, 3247 nucleotides. RefSeq names its product coiled-coil domain containing 40 (gene CCDC40). The coding region runs from base 1 to 3078 and encodes 1025 amino acids. The transcript has 19 exons. The record is from RefSeq and is a predicted model, not a curated record. Gene Ontology annotation, cellular component: cytoplasm; cilium. Lineage: Eukaryota; Metazoa; Chordata; Aves; Tinamiformes; Tinamidae. Gene Ontology annotation, biological process: epithelial cilium movement involved in determination of left/right asymmetry; axoneme assembly; heart looping.